GCCAAUGGACGAGGAAGAAGAAGAAGAAGGUAGAGGAAGACGACGAAGAGAGGCUGGUGGCGUAGCAUCCCUGAUGGCGGAGUCCAGCCUCCAGGGCCCUGCACAAUGCCAUUGCAGCCGCAGCUCAAGGGGACCGAGCCCACGACAGCGGCAACGCUGUACGUCACCGGUGAGAAGUGCUGACGGCCACGAGCCUCUGCGCGGUCGAGGUGCAUACUACAGCAAGAGGCGGCGCACCGACUACGCCGGCUGUCCCCAAUGCUCGCGCCAUUCCUCGCCUGUGGGAGACGGACUUUGCCAGUCGCACCCGUCCAACACGCAGUUCAAGGUCGUCCUAGAUGUCCACCAGUUCAACCCGGAGGACGUGACGGUGAAGACCUGCGGCAACCACAUCAUCAUCCAAGCAGUGAGACGGGAAGACAGGGGAAGGAGCGGUAUCUUCGUCAAAGAGUUCACGAGGAAGUACUUGAUGCCCGAUGGGGGAGAUCCGGAUCGAGUGUCCUGUAGCCUGACAGAGGACGGUUUCCUGACGGUCCGCGUUCCUGUGAGGGAUCAGCAGCCCCGUGAAGCGGAGAGGGUUGUUCCGAUUACGUAUAUGCACGGCUACAGCGAUCGACCUGUGCAUAAAAGGUCUUCGAAGACCGUUGAAGAUGACAUGAUGCCCUCGGUUGAAGACAUGAUGGGCUGAAAACUCGUUGUGAAAAUUCAGCAACCACAACUCCGCAGUUGAUCGCCUUUGAGUUCAUCUGCGUGUUGUGAGAACUACAUUGAAGGAGUUCGCAUCCUUGAGGCCUUUUCGGAUAUGUCCGAUAGAUGGUUCUUCGCGUGUCCAAGGGAAAUAAAGAUACCACUGUAAUCAACGUUA
Molecule: messenger RNA, 865 nt
Organism: Ornithodoros turicata
Lineage: Eukaryota; Metazoa; Arthropoda; Arachnida; Ixodida; Argasidae
Product: alpha-crystallin A chain-like
Exons: 1
Coding region: 5-688 (227 amino acids)
Biological process (GO): response to heat; protein refolding
Cellular component (GO): cytoplasm; nucleus
Source: RefSeq, a predicted model, not a curated record